Messenger RNA from Aquila chrysaetos chrysaetos, 3783 nucleotides. It is a transcript of the gene MTDH, whose product is annotated as metadherin. Gene Ontology annotation, molecular function: transcription coregulator activity. Gene Ontology annotation, biological process: positive regulation of canonical NF-kappaB signal transduction; regulation of transcription by RNA polymerase II; negative regulation of apoptotic process. The transcript is spliced from 13 exons. NCBI's taxonomy places the organism in Eukaryota, Metazoa, Chordata, Aves, Accipitriformes, Accipitridae. Gene Ontology annotation, cellular component: nucleus. The record is from RefSeq and is a predicted model, not a curated record. The coding region runs from base 164 to 2077 and encodes 637 amino acids.
GCGUCCCGCCGAGGUUCCGCUCGCGUCCCGUCCUCUCCCCACGCUCCCGGCGGCUCCGGCUCGGGCAGGCGAGCGCGGCUCUCCUGAGGCCGCGAUGCGCUCGGCCUGAGCGCUCCCUCGCCGCCCCCCCCCGGUUUGGGCCUCUGCGGGGCAGGGGGCCGCGAUGGCUGCGGGGAGCUGGCAGGAGGCGGCGGCCCAGCAGGCCGAGGAGGCGGCGGCCCGGGUGCGGGACGUCCUGUCGGGCGGCCUGGGCCUGCUGCGUGCCGAGCUGGGCCUUGAGCUGGGCCUCGACCCGCAGGGCCUGCCCACCUGGCUCGCCCUGGUGGUCCCGGCCGCCCUGGGGCUGGGGCUGCUGGGGCUGCUCCUGGCCGUGGCCUGCGCAGGCGGCCUCCGAAAGAAGCCAGCGCGGAGCGCGGCGGAGAAGAAGGGUGAUGAGGCGGCCGGCGCGGGCCUGACAGCCGGUGGAGGUCAAGGCAAGGCGGCGGGUCCGGGUCCCGGGCAGCUGCACCUGAAAGGCGACGAGCAGAAGAAGCGAAACAAGAAGAAGCUGCCGGAGAAAACGGCGCGGGUGAGGGGGGCUGCGAGGGCCGCGCCGCUCGGGAGGGAAGGGCCUAAUGGACGGUCUUUCCUUGAUGUAUCUGAGGAUGAAGUAAUACAAACUGUGCGUAAAGAAAAUAUAAAGCAGCCUGUGGACACAGAAAAGAAGAAUGAAAAGUCAAAGAAAAAAAAGAAAUCAAAAGGAGAUGCUAAAACGGUUCAGGAUAUGUCACGUCUAGAUGGAAAGGAAGUUGAUGAAGGAACCUGGGAAACAAAAAUCAGUAACAGAGAGAAGCGACAGCAGCGUAAGCGAGACAAGGUGCUGACCGACAGUGGCUCAGGAGAAUCAAAUCUCCAAGGAGUGGAAAAUACAGUUACUGUAUCCAUUGAACAACUGAUGCCUACAUCAUCACUUCCGGUUGUUCUCAGAAAAAAUAAAGGUGAUACGCUUCUGAAUGCGCAAGUUAGCAGCUCUAAACCUGCAAAGGGGGAGUCAUCUAUUCCACAAGUUUCUCCAGGAUUGAGUGAAAGCCAUACAGUAAAUGGAGGAAGCUGGAAUGAGAAGUCUGUAAAAAUCUCCUCACAGAUUGGUGUAGGGGAGGAGAAAUGGACAUCUGUUCCUUCAACUGCAGCUGGGAAGAGGAAGACUGAGACAUCGGCUUGGGGCCAGGACACUGGCGAUGCCAAUGGAAAUGGAAAGGACUGGGGUGUAACCCUGGUGGGCAGGCCCUGGAAAGAGCGUUCUUUGUUCACUCCUAUUGCUGCUUGGAAUGUGGAUGCAAGGAUUAAUACCUCUGAACAGAAUUCUACGUCUUUCUCUUCAUUUGGAUUAACUCCUGGAGUUUCUGGAUCCAACAGUGAGUCAGUUUCUCAGGCUGGUACUUCUGAUUUUCAGUGGGAUUUAAGUCAUGCUCAACCCCCUGUUGAUGACGAAUGGUCUGGGUUAAAUGGACUUUCUUCAGCUGAUCCCAGCUCUGAUUGGAAUGCACCAGCAGAGGAGUGGGGAAACUGGGUAGAUGAAGAAAAAGUUGCUUCUGUUCCUCAACCUGAAGAGAUAUCUGAUGUUCAGAAGGCUUCAGAUAAUGAAAGAGAAAAAGCAGAGCCAAUUCUUCAGAGUUCUACAAGUGGCAAAUCCAAGAAAAAGAAGAAGAAAAAGAAGAAGCAGGGUGAAGAAGCUAACUCUCCUGCGCAGGACACUGAAGAACUGGAUAGAGAAGCUGGAGAGGAAUUUCAGGAGGAUACCUCAAAAGUUCGACCACAGCAGGAAAUAGCUUUUUCUCUGAAGACCAUAAGUACUAGUGAACCAGCUAAGCCUGAGGAGGCUCCUUCGCUUGCUGUUUCUACUGAGCCAUCUGUAAUUGUAUCAGAGAGCGAUUCUGACAAGAUCGCUUCCCAAGUGCCACAGAUGCUGCAAGAGACAGAUGUUUCUAGUCCCAAUAUUAAGCAAAACAGUGUGCCUCCUCCACAGACAAAGUCUGAAGAAAGCUGGGAAUCCCCCAAACAAGUUAAAAAGAAGAAAAAAGCAAGAAGGGAAACGUGAAUUUCCUGAGAUGGACAUGUGUUGCUGAAUAUUGUCAUGAAGAUUAUGCUGUUUAUGCAAUAAUUUGUGAACAUGUACAGAAUUUUAUAUAAAUUUCAAACAAUUUUUAAAAACAGAACUGCUGUGAACACAAACAUCUUUAAAAAGGAAUCAAAGGAAAGUAACUUUAUGACAUAGCAAACAGAACAUGCUACAUCUGAAAGACAUUCUGAAGAGUCUGUUUUUCCAACUUUUGGAGAGAAAUCUUAAUUAAAAAAACUGGUUUUACAACACAGUGCCCUGUUUACAACAGAUUAUACUCUCAUCUACAGCUGCGGAUAAAAGAUUAAUUUCAAGGAAGGGUUUUCUGUAAAAAUAAUUGUCUGUACAAUAGUGGGUGUUUCUUGCCUCUCUUAUGAGUGAUGCAUUAGAAGCACAGAAUGUCAACCAUUUGAAUUUGUUUCAUGCCUAAAUCAAAGUGCUUUGAUUAAAUACAUAAUCUGCCAUAUCUUUACAGUAAGUUGGUUAGCAAGUCUGCUAGCUAUUACAGGAAUCACAAGUGCAAAUCAUUAACCAUUUGUACAGUCAGACCUUCGUGGUUUAUUAUAUGAAGUUAACACAAUAAAACUGCUUUGGGUUAAAAGUUUGAGAAUGUGAUUUGAAACUUGAGUAUGGUUCAUGAAGUUAUUUUUUAUAAUGUCUAUUACCUUACUUGAAUUAUUGAAGAUAACAGUAUAUUUUUAAGAAUGCAGUAAUGUGCAUAAAAUUGGUUUUCUCCUUCAUUCCCUACAGUUCUUGGUUGAUUCAGACUCCCAUCUAAAACUGUAUUCUUUCAACUUUUAAACUCAUGGAAUGAAUUGAAAUCAAACGUUCCUUUCCCUUAACACUUUUUAACUUACCAUACCCAAUUCUAUUCUGCCAUACCCAAUUCUGUUCUGUUCUCUAUUACUAAAACUCUGAAGAAAGCAAAGUUAAUUUUUUUUUCACUCACAAAUUAUUUGGGAUUUCAAAGAUCUGUUGGAGAACUGGAGUGGCUUCAGACAGCUUUAAUUGACAUUGUCAAGACCAGUUAUCAGGAACACAUUUUUUUACUGCCUUAACCUGUAGUAUGUAGAAUGUGUCUAGACUUCUGGACAGGAGUUAGUGUUUUUAUAUAAAAAAAUAAAAAUUCAUGCAAGAAUAGCAAUUGUAAAAUAAAGACCAUUUCCCGCUUGAAACUGUUAAUUAAAAUGGUGUUUAAGAUGUGUUGUCAUUUUCAGGCACUGUGUAAUUACAUGGUAUCAAACUGGCAGAUGUGUUUGUGUCUGUAAGGUGCAUGCUCAGCCAUGUACACUGUAAAUAGCCUUUACAAAAAUUUGUUUGAUAAGGAUGGUAAUUAACAUCACCUGGUAAAUUCAGUUCAAGAAGAGCCAAGAUGUAUGUUUUGUUUUUUUUUUUUUAAAUGAUUGACUUCUGGUUUUGUGGCACAAACAGAAUUGUUAACAGCUGUAACACAUGGUACUCAUCAACAACCUUGUACUCUUACUGUACUUGACUGCAGUUCAACAGUAUUGCAGGGCAAGAAUAGUUAAUGCAGCAAGCUGGUUUUAAUUGUACUGAAAAUGCACCUUGCUAAUGGAGAGCUUUCCUAAUAAAUGGAUACUAACUUGCACAGGUAUUAACCCCUGUGUAUCUGGAACAUGUGACACUCUAAAUUGAUUUGUUAAAAUAAAUGGAGCAUAUUGACA